AUGGAGGCUGGGCGGCAUCUUCUGCGCCCGUUUUUGGGCUUUCUUCUCCUCCUCAGCCAUGUCUUUGCUGAUUAUCAAAUCGUCAAUGACAAGAGUUGCGACUGCUACUUGACGAAUGGCAGCACGGGAACCUAUUUCACGACGCACAAAUUCUACGACUUCCGGUCUAUGUCACAACAUGUCAACGUUCCCGCGGUUUUAUCAGAUCCGGACGCAGCUGGUCAAGCCGAUGUUUCGAACGACUAUUUCAACUCACAGGAGUGGACAGAUGCUUGGGGAAUUCAACAGUGGAACAACAGUGCCAACUUAGACAGUGGGGAUGCAUCGGUUUUAAUGGUCAAUUCGCCUAGCAAUGUCUACUUCGAGAAGAACACCGAGUCUGGUGCGCAGUCCGAUACCUUCUUAACUCUAAGAACGGUUCGACUCGAAGACUUUCAGUCCUCGGCCGAGUUUGAGUCGGUUCCCAAGACCUAUCACUUCGCCUCGGCUCGAAUGUACGCCCGAACGGUUGGCGCUCCGGGGGCUAUCACGGCUAUGUUUACGUACAGAAAAUCGGAUGACCCGAAUAAAAUCCAGGAAGCAGACUUGGAAAUCAGAACUAUGGACCCCCCCGAUGUGAUACAGUACACCAACCAGCCUUCCUAUACCAGGACGGGUGACGGUGAGAAUUUUCAAGCCACUCGUAACGCUACGGUCCCCGUAGGCUGGGACGACUGGGCUGUGCAUCGCAUGGACUGGAGCCCCGGCAGUACCAUGUGGUACGUAGACGGGCAAAAUGUGAGCCAGAUUGCGUACCAGACGCCACGAGAUCCGAGCCAAGUCAUCUUCAACUCAUGGAGCGACGGCGCGCAGUGGAGCGGCAACAUGAGCCUGGGAUCCGAGGCGUACCUCCAGAUCCAAUGGAUCGAGCUUAUCUUCAACUCCACCGGCAAUGAAAAGACAACAGACCCGAAUAAGCACCGUAUAAGGGGAAUGCGUGGCUUGUACAGCAGGGAGGACACCAAAGGAUGCCACAAUAUAUGCAGUGUCGAUGAGACAAAGGAGAUUGGAACUCCAGUAUUACUUCAGGGAGGCGCUUCGCAAGGCAGAGCUGGGAAUCUGGGUCUUUGGAUGCCAGUUCUUGCAGCAAUCUUGCUGAUACUACUAUGA
Molecule: messenger RNA, 1149 nt
Organism: Neoarthrinium moseri
Lineage: Eukaryota; Fungi; Ascomycota; Sordariomycetes; Amphisphaeriales; Apiosporaceae
Exons: 1
Coding region: 1-1149 (382 amino acids)
Biological process (GO): carbohydrate metabolic process
Molecular function (GO): hydrolase activity, hydrolyzing O-glycosyl compounds
Source: RefSeq, a predicted model, not a curated record